AUGAAUUCGAGGCUGAUCCCUAGUUUGAAGACCUUGCAUAGCACUUUGGACUUUAAGGUUAAGUAUGGAGUUCAUAAGGUGACAUGCACUCUACCCCGCCUCUAUCAGAUUACAGUAGUGAUGAAGAUAUAUUGGGGAGAUCCUCGUGAGAAGAUAUGUGAAGCAGUUGAACAUAUUCCUCUCUCAAGCCUUGUCAUCGGUAACCGAAGCCUCGGUGGCCAUAAAAGGAUGAUAAUGGGGUGCUUAAUAGUCUUCUCAGCUCGGAUUGCAACUGUAGAAGGGCAUAGAACGUGA
Messenger RNA from Microthlaspi erraticum, 294 nucleotides. NCBI's taxonomy places the organism in Eukaryota, Viridiplantae, Streptophyta, Magnoliopsida, Brassicales, Brassicaceae. The record is from the annotation of a GenBank genome assembly.